Molecule: messenger RNA, 3757 nt
Organism: Dromiciops gliroides (monito del monte)
Lineage: Eukaryota; Metazoa; Chordata; Mammalia; Microbiotheria; Microbiotheriidae
Gene: PRKAR2B
Product: protein kinase cAMP-dependent type II regulatory subunit beta
Exons: 11
Coding region: 284-1534 (416 amino acids)
Biological process (GO): regulation of protein phosphorylation
Cellular component (GO): cAMP-dependent protein kinase complex
Molecular function (GO): cAMP-dependent protein kinase regulator activity
Source: RefSeq, a predicted model, not a curated record
GUAGAGGAGAGACAGGGCGGGCGCGGGAGGAGCCGGAGAUGCUGCCGCCCCUCCGGGGGCUGAGUUCCCUUGCAGCAGCUCGCUUGGAGCCAGAGCGCGGGCAAGCGAGCCGUGGGUGCCCAGGGAGCGGCCCUCACCUGCCUGCGGCUGGCUUCGCUCUCACAGGUCUAGGCGCGCUGCCGGCGACUGACCUCGGUACGGGGCCGUCGGCUGCAGUCGUCGCCCGGGGGAAGGACGCGGAGUCCCGCUGCCCCCGGCGGCGGGGGCGAAGACGGCCGGCGCAAUGAGCAGCAUCGAGAUCCCCGCGGGGCUCACGGAGCUGCUGCAGAGCUUCACCGUGGAGGUGCUGAGGCACCAGCCCGGGGACCUGCUGGAGUUCGCCCUGCAGCACUUCACCCGCCUCCAGCAGGAGAACCGGCAUAAAGGAGGCCAUGGCGCUGGUGACCUGGCCGGGGUCGGAGCCGCUGGGGGUGGCACCCCCAGCCGGGGGGUCAACUUUGCGGAGGAGCCCGUGCAGACCGAGUCAGAGAACGGGGAGGAGGACGACGAAGAGGAGGAGCCCGGGGACGCAGGGGCGUUUAACGCUCCAGUGAUAAAUCGGUUUACUAGACGUGCAUCAGUAUGUGCAGAAGCUUACAAUCCAGAUGAAGAAGAAGAUGAUGCAGAAUCCAGGAUUAUACACCCGAAGACAGAUGAUCAAAGAAAUAGGUUGCAGGAAGCUUGCAAAGACAUCCUUCUUUUUAAGAACCUAGAUCCGGAGCAGAUGUCUCAAGUGUUGGAUGCCAUGUUUGAAAAGCUGGUCAAAGAAGGAGAGCAUGUAAUUGAUCAAGGGGAUGAUGGUGACAACUUUUACGUCAUUGACAGGGGCACCUAUGAUAUUUAUGUAAAGUGUGAUGGUGUUGGAAGGUGUGUUGGUAACUAUGAUAACCGUGGAAGCUUUGGUGAAUUGGCCUUAAUGUACAAUACACCUAGAGCAGCUACAAUCACUGCUACCUCUCCUGGUGCUCUAUGGGGUUUGGACAGGGUAACCUUCAGGAGGAUAAUCGUAAAAAACAAUGCCAAAAAAAGAAAAAUGUAUGAAAGUUUUAUUGAGUCACUACCAUUUCUUAAAUCUCUAGAAGUCUCAGAACGUCUGAAAGUGGUUGAUGUGAUAGGCACCAAAGUAUACAAAGAUGGAGAACAGAUUAUUGCUCAGGGAGAUUCAGCUGAUUCUUUUUUCAUUAUAGAAUCUGGAGAAGUGAAAAUAUCUAUGAAAAGGAAGAACAAACAGGAAGUCGAAGAGAAUGGUGCCAUUGAAAUUGCCCGAUAUUCCAGGGGGCAGUAUUUUGGAGAACUCGCCUUGGUAACAAACAAACCCCGAGCAGCUUCAGCCCACGCUGUUGGAACUGUCAAAUGUUUAGCCAUGGACGUGCAAGCAUUCGAAAGGCUUUUGGGACCCUGCAUGGAAAUUAUGAAAAGGAACAUUGCAAACUAUGAAGAACAGUUAGUUGCGUUAUUUGGAACAAACAUGGACAUUGUUGAUUCCACAGCGUGAAGGAGAAAUAUCACUUGACAAGAGCUAAUAUCACAGAACAGCACAGUAGUGGUUGUCCACUGAAAACCUGUCUUUGUUGUAGAUGCCGAGCAUUUCCUGUGAUGUCAGAAAUUUUUUUUUGCUUUUUUUACAUAACAAUAUAAUGUAUCAGUAACUGAAAUAGUGAUUUUAUAGAUAAUAGGCUUUACCUACAACACUUCAGAAAGAGCAGGUUUUUAAAAAUCAUUAUGUUAAUUAAAUUAGUUUCUAUUCUACGAAAUUAUUAAGAUUUGCUGAAAAGUUUGUUCUAAUGAUUGUGGCAUCUUAGAAGUAUUAGUACGUACAAAGUUAGUAAAAUACUCAUAGUACUAGGAAUAUAAAAGUGGGUUCAUUCUGAUGGAUUCAAAUUAUUAUGACCAAGUCAAAAAGGAACUCGGAAGCUGAUCAUAGUUAUAAAGCAUGAUAUUACAUUAUUUCUAAAAGUCUAUAUGUGGUGAGUCUGUUUUUAUCCUUUUUAGUUUCUGGCUUGAUGCAGGUCUCUUUGAGAAAUAGCAUAAAACUCAACAUGGAAUGUUAAGGCCUCAUAUAUUUUUGCAAAAAAAAAUACAUUUUGACUAAUUGGACAAGUAAUUGUCACAUUUUGACUAAUUGGACAAGUAAUUGUCACAUUUUUCCUAAGCAACCUGAUCUUACCCUUUUCUCCCUUCUUUCCUGUUUUAUCGUUUGCAAUUCCUACUAUUUUUCACAUUUAAAAAAUUCUACGUUUUGCUUUAGACUUUGAUAUCCUUUUCAUAGCAGAUUUUGGUUACUUUUUUUUCUUUCAAAUUUCAAAUAAAAAUAAGUCCACAUUCCUGGACCACAAAAUAACUAUCAGUACAAAUUCAUGUUUUGAGAACUAUUGAUAAAACGUUAAACAUUUAUUAAAGGUGACAUUUUAUGUUUGAAAUCCCAGAAAUCUUUUACUUGCCAUAAAAUAUUUCCCAUAGCAAGAUUAAUCUGAUAAGUCUAAUAUUUUACCUAAGUGAAUAUUAUUUCUAUAUCCUUAGGCUGGAUUUACACAAGCUGAAUCUCUCCAACAUUUAAACCAAAAUGCUUCUAUCUUCUCAUGUAUUAACUGUGGUAUCUGUCUGUAGAAAGUUAAGACUGAACAGCAACUUUCUCAAUCAACAGCUAGUCUCUCGGUUUUUGUUAGAGAAGACUCCCAUCAGAAUGCCAGAAAUAAACAUUUCAAAAACAAUAGCAAAGGAGUGAAAUGAGAACAAAAAUGAAUCUGGUUUGUGAUCUUAUUAUCCCCAGCCCUCCGCAUAUAUCAUGAUUAUACCACUUUACACCCCACCCUUUUCUUUGCUUAUGUGAGGGCACAUACUUAAAUAAGGAGCUGAGCACAAACCAUUAGUUUAUUGCCAAGUGAAAAGGAAUAUUCUUCUUGUUUAAUGUUCCUAUUGUUUUAAUUUGGAAAGAAGUUAGUUUAUAGGAUGUUAGAUUUAGAGCUGAAAGGAAUUUAAAAGUCACACAAAGAGGGGACAGAAGCCUAGAGAGGUUGUAAGUGACAAAGGCAGGAUUCAAAUUCAGGUCAUUUGACCAGAACUUUAUCUGCUUCACAAAAUGUGCCCUCUUCCCUUAAGUUAGUAAGAAAUGUCUUUGUGUCAUAUCAUUCACUAACAAUAUUCAUGUUAACAAGCUGUGUGUUUGCACUAAGAUUAAAAUAAAUGAAUGGUGUUUUUUUUUUCAUUUUCCUUGAAAACAAGUUUUCAACUUCAACAUAGAUGAGGUUAAUUAAAUAUUUUAUUUACUGUGCUCUGUAUGGAAAAUCUUUUCAGCCUUAUUUGAAUAUAAAACCAUGGUUAGAAAACAAUGUACCUAUCUGAAGUUGUAUACAAAACAUAAUUAAAAGUAUAACUUCAGCCAAAUUUAACCGUAUUAACUUUUUUUUUUUUAACACAUGCUAACUUGUAGGGAGAAAAAAAGUUCCACACAUGAUGAUAAUUUGUUAGCCUUUGUACUUCAGAUUUUAUUUUAAAAUGCUGUGUCUUAGACAAGGAGAAAAACACUAAGUAACCAUAACUCUCAGUUUAUCAUUCUGUAUGCUUACUUCUAAACAGGUUAUCUGUUCUGUUGCACUAGUUUAUUGUUAACUAUUCAUAGAAUGAUAAAUACUUGUACAACAAAGAAUUCUGAUCAAGGUUGUAAAUGCCAGUCACAAUAUUUUCAGUAUUGUUGGUUAUAUUUAAAGUUUCCUUAUAA